AAUCACCUGCGUCCCAAGAACGGCCACCUCACCGUAGGAACGUUGACAUCCCUUCCAAGAGCUCUUUAACAUGAGCUUUUCAUCCACUUCACAAGCUUUGGAACUCGUCGAUCUACACAUACUCCUUCACCCAAAGUUCCCCUCAUCCCAGCCUCGACCUUCAUUGCCAUGGCAAUCCCAGGCCAAAAGAUCAUCAUUAUCGGCGGUGGAAUGUGCGGCCUCGCGUCCGCAAUAGCAAUCUCACAAGCCUUUUCCUCACACGAGGUGCAGCCUCAAAUCACCGUCUACGAACUUCGCGACGCACCCAGCACGUUCGGCGGCCCGGUAAAUCUCACACCCAAAGCACUCCGCUGCCUCGACAAGCUCGGCGUAUUCGAGGAAUUGAAACGCAUGCGGUUCGGCUGUGAAGUAGACGCGAUCCAAAUAUUCUCCAUGCGAACCGGCAGCGAAAUUGCUUCCAUUGACUAUGCGGGCGCAGACGGACGCGGAUUUGGCGGGUACAAGGGGUGGAGAGUGAUGCGAUUCGAUCUUUUAAAGGCCAUGCUGAGCGUGGCAGAACGGCUGGACACGGUCCAGAUUCGGUAUGGCAAGAAACUGACUCGGAUUGAAGAAAAGGUUGAUCAGGUUUGUGUCCACUUUGAGGAUGGAGGGGUUGAUAUUGGGGAUAUGGUACUGGGCUGUGAUGGGAUUCAUUCAGCGACGAGGAAUUUGUUUGUUGAGCCAGAUCGGAAACCGGUGUACUCUAGAUGGGCUGCUGCGUACGGGUUUGUUCAGGUGCAGGAGUUAUUCGGGGAAAGAGAGAAGCCGUUCUUUGAGGAUUCUGCGCUUGUGAUGUCGAGGUAUGGAUCUGCGUUGACGACGUUCUGUGAUGAUGCUCGGAGCUUGAUUUAUACCGUCCUUUUGAUGGAGAUGGAAGAGCAGGGGUCGAGGGAGGGGUGGAAGUCUAUUGGGAAAGAUCAGGAGAGGGUUCGUUUGGAGGGUGUGAGAAGGACGCAGAAUUCUCCUCUUCCGAAGAUGGCGCAGAUGAUCGAGAAGGUCGGGGACUGGACUCUUUAUCCGAUCUACGUUUUGCCUCCGAAUGGUCGGUGGCAUACGAAUCGUGUUUUGUUACUAGGUGAUGCUGCUCAUGCGAUGCCACCAAAAGGAGAGAGUAUCGGUCAUGCCUUUGAGGACGCAAUCAGGUUUUCGCUCAUACUCUCUCAUUACAAGAGCGAGUCACCUCUUAGAGCAUUUGAGUUUUAUGAGGGUUUUCAACGCAAGAAGACCGAAGAUUUGUACAAAGUCUCGUCGACUGGGUGGAAGUCUAAUGACGAUAUCGGAGCCAUUGGUGGCAUGCUCCUUGAAUGGUUCACACCACUGUAUCUAUGGUGGACCAAGGGAUUUUCGGAGAAAGAUUUGUGGACUGACCCGACCGAUAUUUCCUUUCCUAGUUAGGUAGAUGACUGCCCCUAUUAAGACGACUGUGCCGUAUCUCAGAUACCUUUAGUUUAAUGCGGAUCAUGGUGCUGAAAUAUUCCAAGGACUGGGCUACAUUCUUGUUUAUG
Penicillium brasilianum is the source of this 1544-nucleotide messenger RNA. The record is from the annotation of a GenBank genome assembly. Lineage: Eukaryota; Fungi; Ascomycota; Eurotiomycetes; Eurotiales; Aspergillaceae.